Molecule: messenger RNA, 2832 nt
Organism: Oncorhynchus kisutch (coho salmon)
Lineage: Eukaryota; Metazoa; Chordata; Actinopteri; Salmoniformes; Salmonidae
Product: B-cell CLL/lymphoma 6 member B protein-like
Exons: 4
Coding region: 106-1644 (512 amino acids)
Biological process (GO): regulation of gene expression
Cellular component (GO): nucleus
Source: RefSeq, a predicted model, not a curated record
UAUUUACGUUUGAAGCAUACCGUGUGAACUUUGAGGACGUUGAUUGAACACUGCAAUGCAAAUUACUAUAACAUAAGUGUUUAAAUUAGACAUAGUGCCAAGAACAUGACCGAUACCGUCGUCUUUCAUGCUCAGCUAGCCUCCAUCAUUGAGGUUUUGGCGAAUGCAGCCGUUGCCGAAAUCUGCAAACUUGUAGAUGACGGACAUGCUGCCUUACGUUUGGAAAUUUCCCAUAGUCAGAAAGAAAUCGAUAACCUGCGGAGGAAGCUGCUUUUGACAAAAUACCAGAGUUCUCAACAGGGCACAGAGAAAUUCGGAGCCCUGCGACGCACAGUUCACUGGCGCGACACCAAUCGUGUUGCCCGAGCAAGAGGGAGCUUAGUAGUGGAGAAUUGUUUUGCCGACAGUGAAAGGGGCAACUUAACGCAGGAUGUCACCAACUGGAGAGACUCAGGACGCACAGCAACAGACCAGGAUGGGAGCAUGCAGGUGGCAGAUAUGCAAGAGGCACCUCUUAUCAAAAUGGAGAACCUUGACACCAGUAGAACGGAAGAGAUUGUCCAACUGGUCAGUGAGAACAGUGAGAAGAUUGUGCCAGAACCAGGUUCUUCAUCCUCUACUGAACCCACAGACCAUCUGGGCCAGCAGGGCAACAGACACAGAGCUCCAGACACCUCACUCAACAUAGAACCUGAAAACCAGACGUUCCAGCAUCCAGCUUCACAAUACAGCAGAGCAAGACAGGACCAUCAGGUUGCUGAGGGUGUGACCUGGGAAACUGACCAUCAACCCAUAGAAUACAGCCUGUCCCAAUGGACAGAGAACCAAGAGACUGACAACCCAACUGUGAAUGCUCCUCAUAAUGCAGGGCCAGACUCCAAGAGGCUGUCUGGACAUCCAGAGAGGAGAGGGGUGCCAGGUAACUCAGGGGUCUGCAUGUCUGCUUCAGGAUCUCUGGACUGGCUGCCUGAUGUGGUGAUGGUGGACUCAGUUCCCAUUAAAGUGGAGGCAGAUAUGAGUUCAGAAUGGAGCAUAACUGGCCAAGAGGUGACAUCUGGAGAGGUUUGUUCAGAAAGCAGGCAGCUUGUGGACAACAGAGGAAAAGGGGGAAUGGAAUCUGGACAGACAAAGUGUCCCCCUGACACUCAACAUGCAGAGCAAGGGACAACUGUAGGAUCAAUGUCCAAGAUGUCAGAUUUCAACAGACUGUCCUCCCCAAACAGCUUUUCAUCCCCAAGUGUUACUCUCCACCAGGUUCCCCAAAGAGGGAAGCCAGCCCCCUUCCUGAAUUUCAACAUAAGCACCACUUCUUCAUCGAAAGGCAUAGAAAAGCAGCCACAACAGCUGACGUCUCACUCGCCCAAGAGUCAGCUCCAGUGCAGCCUCUGCGGGAAGCCCUUCCCCCAGCCGGCGCACCUGCGGAGGCACAUGCGGGUCCAUACAGGGGAGAAACCGUACGGCUGCAGCCACUGUACCAAGCGCUUCUCCCACAGCCACCAGCUGAAGAUGCAUGAGAGGGUGCACACCGGAGAGAAACCAUUUCAUUGCAUCUACUGUGGGAAGUGCUUCACCCAGUCUGGCCACAUGAAGAAGCACCUCCUCGUCCACACUGGUGGCAGGCCACAGGACGUUGUGCUGCCCUGAGUGUUCCAGGGUGAAGUUCCGACUAGAUACAGAUCUAGGAUCAGCUUCCUCUCUCCCAAUCCUAACCUUUACCACUUAUGGAAAAAAAUGCUAAACUUACCCAACAUCAGCAUCUAGGGGCAGCUUCACACUUCUCCACCCGGUGUAAUAAUAUGCAGUGCCAGGAGUUUUUCCUCACCACGUGACAAGACCAAGGAAAAACUCAUGGGCCUAGUUGUAAGGGGAAUGGCUCCACACUACUGGGGUUUUCAUAUGAACACUGGGUCCAUGUGUUUUUAACAGUUUGGAUGUUUUCCACAUUGAACACGACCCUCUGUGUGUAGUGGUUGUGUUUUCAGUUCAGCUAGCUUAAUGCUUGGUCCAGAGUGGAUUGAUAAUGUAUAAGUUAUUACAGGUGAAGAUUUUAAACAUCCUCAAGAAUUUGUAUUGGUGCAGUGGUGAACCAAAGAACAGCAUUUAAUAAUUCUGGAAGCUCUGGACAGGUGCCUGGGUGAGCAAAGCCUGUUGGUGGUUGAGAGUUGGUUGCUCGGCUCUUCUCUUACCUGAACGCAGGAAAGAGGAGGAAGGUUCAGGGAAGAGGAGGAAGGUUCAGGGAAGAGGAGGAAGGUUCAGGGAAGAGGAGGAAGGUUCAGGGAAGAGGAGGAAGGUUCAGGGAAGAGCGCAACGGUGACCUCUUUUCUGGACAUCUACAUGGCAGAAGAGCAAAGCGACAGUUUCACAGACACCAACACAGUCCUGGCACUGUAAAUGGACAUGGUGACCUAGCUGGUGCAAGUAGAGAGAGUGCUGACUGGAAUGGUAUGCUGUCAGUGGUUGGGUUUAUAGAACUAUCUUCAUACCCCUUUACCUUCUUCAUCAUAUUCAGCCUUGGAAACCAUAUGCUGGUUUUUGAGUCCCAGAAUUGGAAUGAAUUGAAUUUCAACCCCAUCAAUUCAAUCAGAGUUCUCUCUGGUUUAAUUCCUUUCCAUUCUGACUGUUUUGAGCAGGUUUGGCAGGUUAGGAUGUGCAUCAUCACUGUAGACCUGGGGUCUUCAACCUUUCCUUGCCCAGGGAGCCCCGCCCAGGCAAACCGGCCAACCAGGGAUCCUCAUCAUAUGUUAGCAAAACAUUUUUCACAUGUCUUAAUUAACAUCAGGAGAAUGGCAGGGAGAAGUUAUCAACAUUUUAAAAUAAAUUAAAUUUUUAAAG